This is a messenger RNA of Chara braunii, 4348 nucleotides long. NCBI's taxonomy places the organism in Eukaryota, Viridiplantae, Streptophyta, Charophyceae, Charales, Characeae. The record is from the annotation of a GenBank genome assembly.
GUGAAGGAUUGAGUCGCUGAGUGGGGUCUUUCGUCCUAUCGUUUUUUAUAACAGGAAGUUUGAAGCCGGAGGCGAUUGGUCAAAAUGCCAGAGGAGAUGGCGGACGGGGGGAGAAGGCUUGUGACUCUCGACGACCUCAUCGAUGCCUUGGACAAGCGCGAGAGGACGUCGAGCAAUGUCCCAAAGGUCGAGACAUUCCAUUUCAAGGGGGAUCAGGUAUCUGACUGGUUGGAUCUGACAGAGCAGGCGCUGGUAGGGCUGUCAGAUGAGGUCAAGCUCAAGCGGGUUCUAAGGUGGGGGAAGCACAUCGAUCCCAAGACCCCGGGAGGAAUCAGGCAGGAAACCCUCAGGCGAGCGGCGGCAGGGCCACUAGCAGCCCCAACGAUGUUCAGGAUAUGGCAGGAAAGGGAGGACCCGGGGGUGAGGGUCGAAGAGAUCGUGGAUGAGAGUGAGGAAGUGACUCAACAACUAAAGGCAGGGGCUAUAAAGGAGAAGCCUAUAGUCGUUGAGUCAGACGAUGAGGCGCAGGAGGUGGUAAGAAAGUUAGCCUCAACCAUCCUGGAGAGGAUGAAGGACCUACUUGCGAAGGUGGGCAGGUACCAGGAACGAUUGAGAGUGAUGUGUGAAGAGGCCCGGGAGUGGGAAAUGAACCUUCCUGAAGUAAUGCGCUAUGGGUCCGGCCCAGAGUCGUCAUCAAGACCGCAAGGGUGUCCAAGCGUGGCAACAGUCGAGGCAGGUCCUAGGUCAGGGAUGACCUUCAGGCCCCCUACGUCGCAUGGAAGGGUACCACAUGCCGCGCAGACUAGGGGCCAAAGUAAGGCUACCGCUAGUCAAGGGCCUAGCCAAGCACCUGGCCGGACGCCUCCUCGAAGGGAACCUGAGCCUGAACGUAGGAAAGAGGUAGUGGAGGUUCAGGAGGAGGAAGAGGAGGGUGAUGACGAAGAGCAUAAGAAGCUCCGGCAUGAGGAGGACCAACGAGCCGAGCAGAGGGCCAAGAAGAGAGGGAUUCAGGGCGGGGCGGAGCCGAGCCUGCACGACGGCGCGCCAAAAAGGAAGAAGUACGCGGUCCGGCUAGAGGAGGGCUUUGACGUGGAGCGAAUGGUGGACAAACUCUUGGAGGGUCACAACGAUUUGAUGAAUCUUAAAGACAUCUUGGCGUCAGCACUGAGGCUCCGUGGUGAGCUGAAGGGGCGGCUCUCACGAAAGUUAGUGCCCAACGUCCACCUGAGCUCGAUUUUGCCCAGGGACAUAGAGUGGACAGAGGCGGGGACCAGGAUGGAUUGGAAAUGUGUGGCAUGUGGGUUGGUGGAUCUGAAGGUGAGAGACCAGCCGAGCAUCGCAAUGGUGGACACAGGCGCUGAGAUGAAUAUCAUCAGGGAGCGGGACGCGACCAUGCUAGGGCUGGAGGUUGACCAUUCGGACCAUGGUGUGCUGCACGGUGCCAACUGUAAGGCAAUUUUCUGCGGCACCGCGUCUAAUGUGAUGGUGGAAAUUGGGAGGGUAAGGGCGCGAACGUGCUACAUGGUCAUGCCCGAUGUCGACCACCCUAUCCUUCUGGGGAGGUCGUUCCUCUGCCGAACGGAGACCUUGGUCUUCAAUAGGCAUGAGGGGACGAUGAUCCUGACCCUAUCUGAUCCGGCCUGUGGGAACUACGAAAUCAUCAAGUGUCGGAACACAGGGCCCGGAAGUGGGAGGAAUAGGCUCAACCUCGGCUCCUUUACCUUCGAGGAGUCAGAGUACGCGCGACAAAGGCUCCGGGAGGAACAAGAGGAGGAAGGAGCGGGCGAGGUAUUGUCCCUGAGCCUCAGCGAUGUAAAUAAGGCAAUGGAGGUGGUGGCGGCGCAUGAUAUGGCGGACCCUGAAGCUAUAAAGGCAUUGAGGGAGCAGGUCCUAGAGAGCCCUCAGGACCUGCAACGUUUGAAUGCGGUGACGGUGCGGGACGCAGGAGGAUUGCCGAACGCGGACGCCCUGUCGGAGCACAUGAUUAGGGUCAUGCAAACGGUUAGUUCACAUAUCACUCAACCCUACAUUGACGAUUUGGCGGUCAAGGGCCCAAAGGAGAAGGAGGAAGACGAAGUGAUGCCAGGAGUGAGGCGGUUCGUCUGGAAGCAUAUCCAGGAUAUUGAUCAGGUUCUGGGUCUGCUGGAAGAGCAUAACUUGACGGCGAGCAUCCCCAAGUCAAAGCACUGUAUGAGGGAGGCCACGAUUCUAGGCUUUGUCUGCAAUGAGAAGGGGCGAAGGCCCGAUGCGAAGAAAACGGACAAGAUCCUAGAGUGGCCAGUCCCCUUUCAGUCGAUAACGGAUGUGAGAAGCUUCCUUGGGACCUGCGGGUUUUGGAGGAGUUUUGUGAAGGACUUCGCCACUAAGACGGAGCAUUUGAGGAAGCUGGUGCGUCAGGAUCAGGAGUGGGUCUGGGGUGAAGACCAGGAGAAAGUUGUAGAAAGGAUGAAGGGAGAAUUCAAGGAAGGAGGCUUGGUGCUGGGAGCGCCAAAUUAUGAGGCCACGGAGGAAAAGACAUUCGUGGUCGAGACGGAUGCUGGGCCAACUGCCUUAGGAGGGGUCCUGAUUCAGGCAGAUGCGGAUGGGAAGGAGAGGCCGCUAAGGUCUGACUUUUCAAAGGCAAUCAUGCAGAGGGGCGGGAGGGACGCACGGCCACGGCAGGAGCCCCAGAGGGCAGCGGGGAGAGGCGAGCAGCACAAGCCGCCUAGGAGGGAGCCUACACCUGAGUUCGAUGACGAUAAUAUAGAGCUCUUCCUUGACGUGUAUCGGGAUCACGCGGCACAGGGAGGGUGCUAUCGAGGAGCCUAUACAGGAAGGGCUACCGCCGGCAUUGCCGAGUACGAGCGAGAGGAUGGGUGCCGAGGCGUCGACUCCGGAAGGCCAGGGGCCGCGAGUGAGAAGAGCCCCAAGAGAAACCCGCGAAGAGAAGUCCACCAGAGUACGAGACAGGCGGACGAGGAGGCGGGUGAGCUGACGGAGAUGGGGGACUUGGGGUUCUCUGUGACUAGGAUGGCGAUCGAGCUCGGGGAUAGGAGGAUGCGCGAGGUGGAAGUUACACCGUUCCAGCGGUAUAGCCUACUAGACGACGAGGUCACGACCAGGAGGUUGGAGGUGGAGCACCUGACUACUCAGCUUGCGGAGGAGAGGGCGAGGAGCCAGGCCCGAGAGGUCAAGUGGGAGAGGAGAUUUGGGGAGAUGGCAGCCAUUGUGGACAGACUCUCGGCAACCUGGGAGGCUAGUCAGACAGGACGAGUUGGUGCCGAUGGCCAGGGCCGGGGGAUGCACGCUUCGCCGAUUCGGGGAGCAGCGGUGGAGGCCCCUCGACAGGCCGGGCCAAUGGGGGAGGUGCCCUUGGACAUGGCCGAGGAGGAGGGUGGCGCACAGGAGUCGCUUAUGGCUAUGUCCACGGAGAGGAGAGGCUCGCAUUCGCAUGAGCUGGCGGCAGCCAUGGGGAUAGGUACCCCACAGGAGAGGCCUUGGAGACUCGACACUUCAGAGUACGCCCCGAGGUUGGGAGAGCUGAGGGCGGAGCUGGGCUCUUGGGCCACACGGACAGACUCGGGAGGACCUGAUUCAGGGCGGCAGCAGCAACAGGAGGUCACGAGUGAGCCGGCCGCCGUUGCAGGCUCUCAGCCGUCAGGAGCAUGUGGGGAUGUGGUUGUGACAGAGAGGCCUCAUGAGGAGGGACCCCGAGAGCUGGACACGUCAGAUUACAGGCCAGUGAGCACAACCAUACGGGAGGGUGAGAGUGUUGAGGCUAUGGAGUCCGGACCUCAGGGCCACAUGGGAUUACCCUCGUGUCAUGAGGUGACCACUGAGACUAUGGGGACGCCUUCAGCAUUGAGUUCCCAGGGGAGAAAGAAGAAGACUACCAGGUGGCACGAUACCUCCUGCUUUUGGUGCAAGGAGGAAGGGCAUAGAGCCGUGAACUGCCCAGAACUCCUCGAGGAUAAGGCCGAGGGGCGAGUUGCGGAGUUCAACGGCAAGUUCUAUAACAGGCAGGGCAGGAUAGUGGAGCGGGCUCCAGAUGGGGGCAGGGCUCAGUUAUAUAGGCAGAACCAGGAGGAACUGUGUAAGUAGGGACUGGUCCGUCUAUGUGUCAGUAGGGUCAAAGUAUUUGGCACACAGGGGGCGGGUUGGAGGUGUACAUAUGUUUAGUUGGUCGAGGGGGCCCUAGAUGUGUGCGUGCUUUAGAGGUGGUAGGAUGAGUCUCUGCCUGCUUAUACAUACAUAGUUGAUCAUGGUUUCCUUGAGCCUUUCUUUCACGGGCUACGGCUUAGGACAUGGGGGUCGGCCGUAGGACACGUGAGACUAUUCGGUCCACUUUUGGCUUGCGGUGCGAAGACUA